Pygocentrus nattereri (red-bellied piranha) is the source of this 1206-nucleotide messenger RNA. It is a transcript of the gene alkbh2, whose product is annotated as alkB homolog 2, alpha-ketoglutarate dependent dioxygenase. The transcript has 4 exons. The coding region runs from base 143 to 913 and encodes 256 amino acids. Lineage: Eukaryota; Metazoa; Chordata; Actinopteri; Characiformes; Serrasalmidae. Gene Ontology annotation, biological process: DNA repair. The record is from RefSeq and is a predicted model, not a curated record.
UGGUGCGUUCUAGCGUCUGAACGUUAUAACAACAACUGCUGUGCCAUUUAAGGUGGAACUGGACGAUUCAAAGAAGCUGGCGAAUCAGCCUCGCCAGGAGCUUCACGUGCAGUCAAAACAGAAAACAGCUACACGUGCCAGAAUGAAGAAGCGAGUAGCUACAUGUGGGGAACAAGAGAGAACUGAUGGAGAGGACUUAGUAACGCAGAAUACAAAUCAAACAUGUGAAACUAUAGCAGAUGAUGAAGAUGAGGAAUUUUCUCACCCAAUUCCCUGGCGAAAGAUUGAGGCAGAGGGACUGGACUGUGACCACGGCUUACUUUUCACCAAAGAAGAAGCGGAUAGACUUUUCAGCCGAUUAGAGGAGGAGGUGGAGUACUUCGCAGGUGACCAAGCUAAGGUGCAGUUGUACGGGAAGUUGCACAGCAUUCCCAGACAGCAGGCUACGUAUGGAGAUGAAGGACUGAUGUAUUCUUUCUCUGGAGUCCAUCUUCUGGCCAGACCAUGGACUCCUACACUGGAGUAUAUCCGUGAUGCUGUCACCAAUGCAACAGGACAGACCUUCAACUUUGUCCUAAUAAACAGGUAUAAAGAUGGCCAUGAUCACAUAGGCGAACACCGGGACGAUGAGCGGGAGUUGGACCCCACCUGUCCAAUCGCUUCUGUCUCUCUGGGGGCCGUGAGGGACUUCAUCUUCCGACACAAAGAUGCCCGCGUUGGUCCAAAAAAACGCCAGAUCGAGCCUGUGAAGCUGGAGUUGGCUCAUGGAUGUCUUCUGCUCAUGAACUCUCCCACCAACACAUACUGGUAUCAUAGCCUCCCGAUACGGAAGAAGGUGAAGACACCACGCAUCAAUCUCACCUUCAGACGCAUCAUUAGAAGCCGCCAAAGAAGUGACAUUAAAAACAAGUGAUUUAAUGAAAUCAUUAGUUCUAGACGAACAUGAAAACCAAGUUCAUCAGGUCAGAUUAGCAGCCAUGUCAUAGAUUGGGUCAAGCACUUUUCUUUGAAGCUUUUCCAGUGCCAUGUCAGUUUUGUUUAGUAUCAGUCCCUGGCACUGGUAAUGACAGUUUUAUUCAAUUGUAUGGAAAUGUUUGGGCACCCCUGGUCAAAUGACAUUUUGUUGAUUUUCUAAAUGUAAAUAAAUUAACACAUCCUCUCAAGAGAACACACUUCUGCACAUUUUAGUGCACAAUUGCUUUUUAU